CUGGAAAUGCGCAUGUCAGAUUCCGGUUGUUGUCAGUGGUGGUUAUGGAGAUGAAAUGGGACCUGGACAAGCUGUCAACAUUUUUCUGAUGUUAAUGUGUGUCUCUGAAAGAUGCCCCGGAAGAUAAGAUUUGUGGUGGUCAGCUCUUCAGGACAUGAAGACAGUUACAAUGCCAAGGAGCUGAUGGUCCAUGCUCCUACAGUUAAUGGCUGGAGGUCCACUAGGUUCUGCCCGUACCCCCAGCAGGUCACUCUACAGCUGGUGGAGCGCAGCAGGGUGCGCAAGCUGCAGCUUCUGGCCCACCAGUACCUAAUUUCAGCCAAGAUUGAAUUUCACAUUGGGGACAGUGUACCAGAGACCCACUCCUCUGAGCACUCCGGACCACUCCGCAGACUGGGAUACGUGUCUCUGUCCGACAAUGAGAAGACUGGUUUCAAAGCUCGAGAGCUGAAGUCUGUUCAUGUGGACGCGAUUGGAACGUACCUUCGCAUAACCUUCCACAGAAAUCACAUAAACCGCUACAAUGUCUACAAUCAGGUUGCAUUGGUUGCCAUAAAUGUUUUGGGGGAUUCUAUGGAUGGCAAUGAUAUUAACACAAUUCCCAGCCGAGAGCAGCUGAUAGAGCAUUACCUCAGCAGUUCCCAGCACGAGGGUGCUCUGGAUGGGACUUACAUGGGUAAAUGUGAGUCCAUCUCCCCUCUGGAUGACCUGGCCUUCGACAUGUACCAGGACCCAGAGGUGGCCCACAUCAUCCGCCUGCUGGAUGACAAGAAGCAGGACAUGGUCCACCAGGAGAGAUACGACCUUGCCAAGACGCUCAAGCAGGCUAUCGCUGACCUGCAGAAGGUGGGAGAGCGUUUGGGUCGCUACGACGUGGAGAAGAGGUGCGCCAUAGAGAAGGAAGACUAUGACACAGCCAAGAGGAAGAAGGAGCAGAUGGAGGAGUACAGGACGACGGUGUACCAGCAACUGGAGGUUCACAACCUGCUGGACAUGAACACAAUUACCAGAGCCGUGGAGGCGUCCCCGAGCCAGGAUCACCCCUCUCCCAGACACCGGCCCCCAGGCAUUAAGCCCAGGGUGUCCAUGGAGACCAUGAGCAAGGGGAAAAAACAGGAAUCUAUGCCCCGGCAGGUUGAGCAGGUGACUCCACCCAGACCUGCCAGCCCUCCACGGCCCCAGCCCCCCUCACCCCGUGCCCUCCCUGACGUACCACGCACAGACGUCAUCCCCCUGCCUUAUGAUGAGAGGCCUCUACCUGCUCUGCAGAAGGAGAGGCCAGGGGAGACGCCCCAAAGCCAGCAUGAGGAGUCCCCUCUGCCCCUGGAGCCUCUGGCUAGCCCCCGCAGCCCAGGGGGGGGUGCCGUGAGCGGGGAGCCUGAACCUCUCACAGAGAGAGCUCAGAGAGAGGCCAGCUUCCCCAUAGAGGUGUAUGGAGACGGCCUGGUAGCGGGGGCCUAUUCAAAAACCUGGUCAUACCGUGAAGAUGCCUUGCUGGCUGUUUACAAGAGGCUGUCUGAAGUCCCCUCAGGGACCCCCAAGGAGGAGCUGAGGAACAUGAUGAGGGCAGCAGUGUUCCUGGUUAAGAAGGCCCUCCUGGACAAGGUGUCAUCUGUGUUCCAGGCAUCUCUGAAGCUGUUGAGAAUGCUGCUGACCCAGUUGAUCCCAGGCCAGGGGCUGGGCAGGGUGGAGGUAGCCCACUGUGUGGAGCAGACCUGGCCUAAUCUGCUAUCCAGAACGGGGGACUCAGCUACCAGGCUAAGGGCCAUGGCAACGACCUUCAUUCAAGACAUGGCCCUGUUCAAAGAGGUGCGAUCCCUUCAGGUGGUCCCGGGUGAACUGGUGAAGCCCUUCAAGAUAAACUUCCCUGGACGCCUGGCCCUAAGUAGGGCUAAGCUACUGGACAAGCUUCUCGGAGAGUUGGGCACAGUCAACUCUGGCUUCACCCUGGACAAUGUUAUGAAGUUCUGUACAGCUGCACUCGAGCACAGUGCGUCUGAGGUAAGAGAGCUGGCCGUCCACAUCAUCCUGGCCAUGUACCACAAGCACAAGACUGGCGUCCUUAGCUACCUCCCGCCUAACGACGGUGCCACGCGCAAAAACAUCCUUUACAAGAGCAUAUUUGAUGGCUUUGCCAGGAUCGAUGGACGACCCAUUGAGACACAGAUGUCAAAGAAGGGGGGAGCCCAGCAGGCGGGAGAGAAGGAGAAGGAGGAGAUCCGAACUCUUCAGGAGCAACUUGCUGCCUUGAAGGAGAUCAGUGAAAGGGGAAAGGAAAAUUCCAAAGGACAAGAGAAAGAAGCAUCCAAGAUUGCCAAAACAGCUGUAAGGAAGGUUCCCCAAAACAAGACGUCUGAUCCAGGAGAUAAUCAAUCAACGACUGUCAGCUAUUUAGACAAUCUGUGCAUUUUCUGUGGAGGAAAGGAUUCAUCUUUCACUGAAGAUGGACUGGAUCUUCACUACUGGAAGCACUGUCCAAUGCUACAACGCUGUGACCAGUGCAGACAGGUGGUUGAAAUAGCUAGCUUCACAGAGCAUCUUCUGGGGGAGUGUGAAGGCAGAGCGGGAUUCAGCCAGUGUCCUCGCUGCUCUGAGGCAGUAUCCACCAAUGAGCUGGCUCGCCACGCCCAAGGUCCCGCCUGUAACCCCCCGGUUUCAGGAAAAGAAUACAACCACUGUCCGUUGUGUCAUGGCAACUUCAUGCCUGGAGAGGAGGCAUGGAAGGCCCACCUCAUGGGCCAGGAGGGCUGUAAACAAAACUCACGGAGGACUGCGGUACCCCAGAGAACCCAGCAGGCACAAGGGAAGCCUGGCAGUGGAACGAAGCUGAAGCAGUCCUGGUCUGUUGGAGCCAGAGGCAGAGGCAGGCCCAUGGGCAGAGGAAGUAGGAUCCCCGCCCUGGCACACGGAGCCAGUCGAUCCCAAACCAACCGCCAUAUGCCAUCCAAGUGGUGAAUGCGCCCAAGCCUCCAUACUCACAGACAUUUAGAAGUACCUUAGACAUCAUCUUCUUAUAACCCCUAAUCUUUCACUUUUCCUUUCCUCAGAAUGACAACUUGUUAAAUAACAUGACUGACUGACACACAACAGCUAUCAGUCUCUUAUCCAGCCAUUUUAAUUAUUAGUAGUAAAGGAAAUUAAAGAUCCUAAUCAGUCACAUACUGUCCUUCCGUUUGCAGUACAAUAGGUUGGUGCAAUAAAUUAUACUCCACAACCAUUACAUAACCCAGAUAUUAGCACCUCUCUAUUGUAACUUAGGUAAUUACUGUGUUGUAAUACACUGUAAUAAUGCAUACUUCAAAUACUUUUCACUGGAUUCUCCAGCUUUUCUGUCUUAGUGGCAGCUGUCAUACAGCGUAGAAAGACCUAAUGGAAUGCAUACAUAGUGAACUAGAAAAGUAGCAAGCAUUGCUAGCAAAUACUGAGGGUGCCUUCAGUUUUGUUUGCUUGCCAGAAACAAUAGAGUUAUAAUUAUAGAUAGUACUUUGCCAAAGUAAAUGAUCAUGUGUUUUAAAUGACUAAUGUUAAAAGAAGAACUAAAAAUGUAUGUUUUGAUACAUUGCGCACUUUAGAGCAGUUUUAACAGUAACUGUUCUACUUGGUGUACAACUUGAUCACAUGGGUUGUCAGUAUUAUCACACACAUUUUAUGUAACUUCCCCCCUACCUAUGUAUGGUUUGACGAUCAUUUGAGUGAUUACUUUAGAGGGAUUUUGUACUGAAUAAUGUAUAGCCUACAUAAUCACAUUUUUAAAGGUAUUUAUUUUAUUUAUAAUACUCUGAAACAAAUGUUACUGUACUUAAUGUAGAUACUGUCUAGAAAUGCAGGAAGGUACAGUCAGUGUAUUUUUAGAUUGAUUCCCAUUGAUUUUAGGUUUUUCAAUGUACAGAAUAGAGACAAAUGUCCAUUUAAUUCAGUAUUUUACAGAAAAUACAAUCGAAUUUUAUUGUAUUGUGUCAGUUUGUUCCAGUUGUGUUCAUCAGUAAGACCAUUUGGUUAAUUGUAUCUGAAGUUACAAUUAGUUUGUUUCAUUCGCUUUGUUCCACAUAGUAUAUCAUUCCAUGGAUGUAACUGUUUUUUCUCGCAUAGUUUGAGGUGCAUAUAAAUCGGUAUUUCUUGUACAAUAUUUCCAUCUCAAUUGUUUUGUAAAAAAACAUUUUGAAUAAAUCAAGCUGUACAGAGUA
Molecule: messenger RNA, 4184 nt
Organism: Osmerus eperlanus (European smelt)
Lineage: Eukaryota; Metazoa; Chordata; Actinopteri; Osmeriformes; Osmeridae
Gene: cep104
Product: centrosomal protein 104
Exons: 22
Coding region: 112-2955 (947 amino acids)
Cellular component (GO): cilium
Source: RefSeq, a predicted model, not a curated record